Messenger RNA from Postia placenta MAD-698-R-SB12, 1100 nucleotides. RefSeq lists its product as hypothetical. The record is from RefSeq and is a predicted model, not a curated record. NCBI's taxonomy places the organism in Eukaryota, Fungi, Basidiomycota, Agaricomycetes, Polyporales, Adustoporiaceae. Gene Ontology annotation, cellular component: cytoplasm; nucleus. Bases 147 to 944 code for a protein of 265 amino acids. The transcript has 9 exons.
CCCCAACGGUCUCUCGCAUUCCUGGGGCGAACAGCUCGCUCACUAUUAGAGUUCACUGGCUAGAAAUAAAAGCGCCUUGAGGACGCAAUUACCCCAGAAGACAUACUCCAAGACCUAUUAUCGUUAUACGCCUCUGUCCGACUAGAAUGACCACUCGCAAGAUUCUUAUGUUGCACGGGUAUGCCCAAAGCGCGACGAUCUUCAGCAAACGCCUGGGUGCUCUGCGCAAAGCAUGUGGCAAAGACGUUGAUCUCGUCUUCGUCGAUGCUCCAUACGUACUGACGCCUGUCGACAUGGCGUUCCUGAACACCCUGUCGAAUUCAUCCUCUCUCGAAGACCUCGGUGCGCCGGAGGCUGCCGCUGAGCAGGACCCUGCGCUCGCCCCGCGCGGCUGGUGGAAAGCACAGGCGGAUCGCGACCAGACCGCCGGGCUGGAAGAGUCGCUGGCCGUCCUGCGCGAUGUGCUAGCGAAAGACCAUUACGACGGUGUGUUUGGGUUCAGUCAAGGCGCAGCCAUGGCUGCUAUCCUUGCGGCAUUGCUAGAGAAGCCAGCAGUCCAUCCUCCGUUCCUCAUAGACGGCCAACCCCCACACCUGCCAUUGCAAUUCUGUGUCUCCGUCGCAGGGUUCCGCCCGCGCAGCCCGCUGGUCGAUACCAUACUCCUACCGUCAUAUUCUACGCGCACCCUGCACGUCCUAGGCAAGACAGACGUCAUUGUGGUCGAAGAGCGAUCGAAGCCUCUGCUAGAGUUGUCGAGCAACAAGCGCGUCGAGUGGCAUGACGGGGGUCAUUUCGUUCCCUCUAAAGCACCCUGGCGCAACUUCAUCCGUGGCUUCCUCCGGGAUCCGUCGAUGAGCGAACCAGCACCUGGGGCCGCCGCGCAAACUCCUUCGGAGCCCGCUCACCCGACUGCUUCCGAGGGCAAUAACGCCGACGGGCCAUGAGAUGUACUGGGUUCCUUGUCCUUCUACAUGGAAGGCCUAUAGGGUAGCGGGGACGUACUGGGACAUAGAUCUCGCGCACGAGUCUCUCCCUGUAUUUAGACUAAACCGCUAGCUUAUCAUGAUAGAAGGGUAGGGUCUUAUAUCCGACUGGUACAA